Molecule: messenger RNA, 4030 nt
Organism: Canariomyces notabilis
Lineage: Eukaryota; Fungi; Ascomycota; Sordariomycetes; Sordariales; Chaetomiaceae
Exons: 2
Coding region: 100-3756 (1218 amino acids)
Cellular component (GO): nuclear pore
Molecular function (GO): structural constituent of nuclear pore; protein binding
Source: RefSeq, a predicted model, not a curated record
AUUGAAGCUCAAGAGCUGUAUCCCAACCCUCCGUCAACCUACCUUCCGACGACUUUUGGAUCCACCGGUUGUCGCAAACAAACGGCGCAUGGCGGAAAGAUGAGCUCCCGAGAUUUUGAGAUACUCUACAAAGAGACACGCCUCAAUCUAGAGCCUUCGUCGCAAUCUUCCAUCGUCCAGGUUCGCGUCGCGUCCCACGGACGGUCAAGCUUGUCGCGCAGUAUCCCAGCCGCCGACGACGAGAAAGCCUAUCGGGCCCGAAAUCUAGCAACUGCAUCAUCCAUCUAUUACCGAAAACAUAACAGCUCGCCUAGGGGAUUUUUAUGGCGCGUCUUGGAGAAUGGCACUGUCCUCAGUCUUCGAGUCGCCGAUGUUUGCAAGCAGGAAAAGGAUGCCGAUGCGCCGCUCAUCCUCAACCUGCGUUUCCCUGCCCCAAUACGAACUUCCUGCAUAGGCUUUGCUGAUCCCGAGAGCCAUGAUGCGCUCUGCAUCUAUGCAGUCGACUACUCUAAUAAUCUGCACUCAAUCACGCUGCGCCCUGAUCACUUCCGGAAGAAGGCUGCGACAGAUGGCGGAUUCGGCGACUGCUGCAAAUCCCACUCGCCUCCCGGCUUCGGAUUCAAGCAUCCACACCGGCUGAUUGUCGUCAAUCCCGAUCAACUGAUUGUGACCAUGCACGACGGCGGCAUUCUCAGGUUUGAUAGGAACAAUUCCUAUGAAUCGAACGGAGCGCCGUGGAAAGAAACCAUUUACAAUGUUGCCGGAUGGGGCCAGAGCUUGCGUGGAUUGGUUCCGUUCCAACGGAAUCCUACUAUCAGAUUCGACAAGGUCAACAUGGAGUUGACAGCGGCAGCGUCCACAGCAGUCUCGACCAUGGGGCGCUCCGACACGGCCUUUUUGUUCACCAUCUGCCUCGACCAUCGGAUGAGGGUAUGGGACGUUCAGACAGGCCAGAUCCUCUAUACCGGCGAUAUCCUGAACACGAACCGUGAUCCACAGGAGGUCGGCAAAUGGACCGUCGAUCCAUCUCAGGGGAACCUGAUUCGAAUCCUAGAAAACACUCGCGACCAAUGCCUCGUCGUAACCUAUUCUCCGGUCGGCGCUGGCGAGUUCAAGUUCUGGAAGGUCAAGGCGAACGACCAAGGCUCCAUUCAUGUUGCCGAUUGCUUCCCAGAAGCUCACCUAAUACCCCCGAGUCCAUCUUCACUGGAUGUGUGGACUCUGGCUGAUUUCGCCGUCACCCAGCAGCCAGACGGACCUGAGUUGUGGGUGCUGUGGAAGAACAAUACUAGCUACCGCGUUCACAGGUUGCAGUUGCACCCCCGGAAUGGUGCAGCGCCUUUCGGCGACGGCUGGAAGACGGUAUUCAUUGAUAGCUCUGUCCCAACCGUCCGGGCGUCCGGCCCCUGGAAUCCAACCGACUCAGCAGAAAAGUGGCUUGACCUCAUUUUCUUCCCGGGACGCUUCUCAAAAUCGACGCUCGAAACAGCUCUCGCCAUGUACGAAAAAGGGCUGGGUACCUACAAAGAGACAGCCUCGAAAGCCGGCAAGAGCAUAGCGGAAUCCAUCUGCUCCGUGCUCGGGUGUACUACCACACUGGAUCGGAGCUCAGGAGGCGGCGUAGAUUACGACCAGUUCAGAGCCACAAGCGAGACGCAAUGGAUGCGUUUUUGGCGCCUCUUACUUGAGCUCGACAAACAGAGGGGCGAGGCACUUUCUCUGGUGUUCGACCCCGAGGAGGGCAUGAUUUGGGUCGCGUGCGCUGACUUGAUUUCCGCUGUCAGGCAGUGCAGCGACCUGGACCGUGUUUACCACAAUAUCCGGGUUCCCGAGGAGAAUAACGAGGACGUGGCCGCUCUGAUAUCUGCUGGUUUGGUCUUUGUGGAAAGCUUUUCAGACAGCAUGAUCCAGCUAAGCAAAGCUGCCUUGAGGGCCGAGUUGUAUGAAGACUCGGCCCGGUCCGAGAGCGAGCGAAUGCAGUUGUUUUUGGACCGUGCAGGAUUUUGGACUGCAGUUACAGACGAGGAUUGCGCCCAAGUGACAGACACUCUCGGCCAGAACUACCGAACGGUGACCGCAAGACUCUACGAGGACUUGUUCGACCUCAUUACUGCUACUAGCGAGGCAAAUUCGCAGGAGCUUCGGGAGCCUUUCACUGGAUUCGGGAGGAAGGUGGUCGUUCGCGCCGUACAAGAAACCAUCGACCUUCACUGGCAGAUUCUCUUUAGCCAACUGAUUCUGCUUGUUCAUAUGGAGUUUGACAUUGAAAGCGAGGACGCUUCCCCGCUCCACUCACGGUUCGAUGUUGGCUCGGUCUAUCGACGGUUAAUCGACGCUCUUCGGAGGUUGGAGCAUCUGAGGUGGAUGGCGAAAACCGAGCUGAGCAUUUCAUCACGGACGACCAGUUCUGGCACACUCUCCCCGACCCUAAGCAAGCGCGGCCAAGACGAGAACCAUACCAAAACUGCCCUAGAAGGGCUCACCGGACACCUUUUUGGGCUUCCAGAAAGCAAUAAUAUGCCUCUGCUUUCAAGCAUCACAGAUCUGGUGCUCGACCUCUGUGCUCCCAGUAGCACGACUGUGUUGUACACAUGGCUCCUUCAGUGCUGGCUACUAAAACAGGAUAGGCCCGAUCUUGCCCUGGAACUUCACCCUUUCGCCGAUCAAGAUCCAUUCUCCACGUAUAUUCAGGGCCGCGUGUUUAUGGCCCUCAGGGACUACGACACUGCCGCCUUCUACUUCAGGAAGGCAGCUAUCGGGUUGAGCAUAUCGAUUAAGCACCUAGACCGGCAUAGCGCAGGUCUUCUCGACGAUACCGAAUGGAACCUCCUUAACAGCGGGCUUCCAAAUUACUACGCCCAUAUUGUCAGCCUAUACGACCGGCAAAAGGUCUAUUCAUAUGUCAUAGAGUUUUCCCGGCUUGCCCUUCAGUUCGUCCAAGCGGACGCACAGGAGGCGGCUGGGACCAAAACUGAGAUGCUGAGCCGUCUGUUUACCGCUUCCACAGCGAUAUCCCAUUUCGAGGAAGCUCACUCGGCCCUUCUUGCCAUGGAAAACGAAGCUCUCCAGAAGUCCUAUUUGCGGAAGCUGGUCGAGAAGAUGUGCGAGACAGGUCAGAGCAGCGCGCUCAUCAGCCUGCCGUUCUCCGGCCUCCAGGAUAAGGUCGACGACAUACUCGGCGAGAAGUGCCGGAAUACCAAGGACGUGCUGAACGGUGUUCCGUAUCAUCAGAUUCUCUACGCCUGGAGGAUCAACCACAACGACUACCGCGGCGGGGCGGCGGUCCUCCUCGACCGGCUCCAGAAGCUCCGCCGCAUGGGCGAGGGCGACAAGGUCAACGGCGCCGAAGACGCGCUGGACACCCAGGUGACGCGCCAAUACCUGCUGCUCAUCAACGCGCUAAGCUGCGUCCCGCCGCAGGAGGCGUAUAUCCUAGAAGAAGUGCCGCAUUGGGAAGAAGAGGUCCGGAAAAGGAAAGUGGAUGAUGACCUGGAGGGCGGCCUGGACGAGCUGUUGAAGAAACUUGAGGUCGACACGGCGCCGGACGGACAAGCGGCCUUCUCGGAGGAGGAGCAGGCACUCCUGGAGAAGGUGAAGAAAUUUUCUACAAAAAGUGUUCAGGAGCUCCCGCCCAGGCGGCUCCUGAUGCUUGCAGACCUCCGCAAGCAGUACCAGCUGGAGUUGGACAGGAUUGUGGCGAUCCAAAACAACCAAUUUGGGUUCACAGAUGGGGACGACUUGAUGGAUAUGGCUUGAGGGCAACGGGACAGAUCGGACAUUACAUUACGGCGAACGGGAGCAAGGGCAGCAUUUCGAUGAUUGUAAUUGUACAUGCUCAGCCAAGCAGGGAAGAAAACAAGGGUUUAUGAUCUCCCAGCUCCUCGAGCCAGUUGAUGACGGGCUUUUGUUAGGUUUGUUGCUUAGUCGGUUGGGAUGGCAUCACCAAUGCAAACGACAGCCUAGACGACGAAUCAAGUAAACAGCCAAAGAAAACUCUCUCUUAGGAGGCCUGAACCAACGCCUUGCCUAU